This is a messenger RNA of Coprinopsis cinerea okayama7#130, 771 nucleotides long. RefSeq lists its product as hypothetical. Bases 1 to 771 code for a protein of 256 amino acids. The transcript has 2 exons. The record is from RefSeq and is a predicted model, not a curated record. Lineage: Eukaryota; Fungi; Basidiomycota; Agaricomycetes; Agaricales; Psathyrellaceae.
AUGCUCUCGCUGGGCUUUACGCCACCCAUUUCCGUACUCCAAAGGCUCGACUUUUCUCAUCUAACGCGCGUAGACACAACCGUCUCAGUCCAGCGUGCUGAAGACUGGACGUCGCUUGGACUACUCUUGUCGUCCGCUCGUCGUUCCCUCGAGUCGAUAAAGAUUUACUAUUUGUACCGUGAUCCCCCACCAGCGCCUGCUAUCGUGCAUUCAUUCUUGCCGAACCUUAAAGAACUCGAGCUCAUCAUCACCGUCGCCAUACCACAGUACAAUCCCAACCACCCUUACCACCCAAUGAGAGACCUAGCUCCUACCCCUCAAACCGUCAGCUACCUCACCACUCAUCUGCCCAACGCGGGACACCCGUCCCUCGAAACGAUCAAGAUCCAACUCGAAUGGAUGGCGGACAUCGUAGAAGGCGUCACCCCUCCUCUCGGACAAGCCCGACUGCUCCUCGACCCAGGCUUACAGCCGGAAUGGCCUCCCCUCAACGCUGCGCUUUCCAACCCGGAUUCAUAUCCUCGAUUACGCUCGCUCGAGUUCAUCCCUCUUGUCACUGUGUACCCUGCGCGUACUGAAAGAGCCCCGGAUUUAUGCGCCUUACCCACUCAACGGGAGCUCAAGGCAGAGGAACUGAGGAAACAAUCGUGGUAUCAGUAUGCCCAGCAGGAGGUGCGAGAGAUUUUUACGCGAACGAGGAGGAGAUUGGUCGAGUCUGGGGGCUCUUUCGUCACACAUACGCCCGAGUUUGAUGCCUAUUUCCGAACAUAA